AUGGACGAUUAUAUGUUUAAGACGUAUGUGGGGAGGUGUAAGAGCAUUGUAGAGGCUACUACGUAUCUUGAGAUCUUUACUUAUUCGGAUCCGGCGUUCGAUACUAUCGAGGAACAUCCGUUGACGCCUGAUGAGUUUGAGAAUUAUUUACACCAACGAGGGGCUUUUGUGCCCGCGAAAGUACCAGCUGGAGUUACCAGAACAUCAGCUAUACGAUUAGUACUACAACAAAACGCAAAGCACCCACAUACGUUUACCCCCGAUGUUUUAUCUUUUACUCAUCGAGAGUAUACCUCGAUGGUAGAGACAAUGAAUCUCCCAUAUCGAACCAUCGAAAGUAUCAGCGCAGUCGGUCCCUUCUUCUGGUCAGCAUGGGAUCAAAACGAAGAAGAUCCACAUCUUCAAAUCGUCUACCGCAAAUCCGACGUCCGCAAAAAAGGCUACACUCGCGGUUGGGAACUCACCCUCUCACACUCCAUAAACUCCACCCUCACCACCGGCUUUUGCAAAGGCACCCCCUCCUCCGACAUAGUAGAAUGCAUCAAACACCUCAAAGCCUGUUCCUCCCAGAUCUUCCACCCCUUACUCCUCCCCACCAUAAUCUUCUCCCACGACAUCUCCUUCAAAACCGAGAUCAAGCAACGCGACGCACGUGACUGGCUCCGCCGCCUCGAACACGCCGUCUCCAUGCGCUCCGAGAUCCAAGAGCAGGAGGGCUACGUGAGUAAAGAUGGGGUCGUGGAUCUCGAUGCCGUGAAUAGGGAUUUAGUCGAGUGUCAUAGUCAGGUGUUGUGGAAGCGACCGAAGGCGUAUCUGGAGAUCAUCGAUGGGAUAGAGAAGUCGAUGGAGAAAUUCAGGGAUAAGUUGCCGGAGAGGAGGAGGGGGAGGGAGAUGAGACAGUUGCAUGCUAGUAUGCUUGCGAGGUUGGAUUUUUAUAAGAUUAAGUUGCAGGGCAUUGAUAGUUAUGCGUAUACGACAUUGCAGAGAUUGGAUAUUCAGAGGAGUGCUCUCUACAACAUCAUCGCCCAAAAAGAAUCAAAACUAAACUUCCAAAUGGCCGGCGAACAACGCAAGCUCGCGCACGCCUCCACGCGGGACUCCUCGGCCAUGAAAACCAUCUCCCUCCUCGGCGCCAUCUUUCUCCCAGGCGCCUACCUCGCCGCCGUCUUCAGCAUGACCUUCUUCAACUGGUCGCCGGACCCCGGUCAACCCAUCGUAUCCGCGCAACUCUGGAUCUACUUUGCGUGGACGAUCCCCGUGACGAUGGUGAUCGUGGGCGGGUGGUGGUUGUGGGAGAAGAGGAGGGAGCGGAUUUAUGAUCGCGAGGAUCGAGAUUUGGAGAAGGGGAGUGAGGAGAUGGAGGGGAAUAUUAUGGCGACGAUGAGGAAGAGGACAAUGAGUAAGGCAAGUACGUGGAAUAAUGGGAAGAUGGAGGGGAAGGGGGGGAAGGAGCAGAAGGAGGCGUGA
This is a messenger RNA of Glarea lozoyensis ATCC 20868, 1467 nucleotides long. Its product is annotated as Magnesium transport protein CorA, transmembrane region. The transcript is spliced from 6 exons. NCBI's taxonomy places the organism in Eukaryota, Fungi, Ascomycota, Leotiomycetes, Helotiales, Helotiaceae. The coding region runs from base 1 to 1467 and encodes 488 amino acids. The record is from RefSeq and is a predicted model, not a curated record.